Messenger RNA from Parastagonospora nodorum SN15, 237 nucleotides. RefSeq lists its product as hypothetical. The coding region runs from base 1 to 237 and encodes 78 amino acids. The transcript is spliced from 3 exons. The record is from RefSeq and is a predicted model, not a curated record. Lineage: Eukaryota; Fungi; Ascomycota; Dothideomycetes; Pleosporales; Phaeosphaeriaceae.
AUGCAGAUCCAAGCAAUUGUUCUCCUCUUUGCCGCUACGGUCUCCGCCUGGCAAUGCUUCGACCACGACGAACAUUUCACCACAAACCAGGCCCAGCUGGCUGAAGGCAGUGAUCCCAACAACCAGUGGGGAUACUGCCCAAUCAAGACCGGAUGUUGCGCGGAUGGCAAGACAUGGUACGCCUGCAAGAACAAGAUGACCGAUAAAGCACCGCGUUUUGUCAACAUCCGCAAUUAG